AUGAAUUCUCGUUCAGAUAUAUCACUGACACAUCAUUUAAAUGAAUCAGCAAAAUCUGCUCGUGAAACACAACCAGCGAGAAAUUCAUCUGAUAUUGAAUUAGACAAAUUAGCAUGUGAUUUUUCUCCAUUUAUUUUUCACCAAAAACAUAAACUAUUUUCAAUAGCUUUAGUCAAUCGUUUACCAUAUCGUAAACCUGGACAUAUCGAUAUAGCUAAUCCACAAGAUGCUGCAUGGAUAGGAGCAUUUCGUUAUACAAAAAAAUCUAUAUUUAUUCAAUCACCUACAUUAAAUGCAUCACCAGCUAUUAAUGGAAUAAUAAUUGCAUGUAAACGUAGAACAAUGGUAACAUUAUGGCUUAGUUUAGGUUUUAAUAAUUUAACUGUAGGAUUUGAAACACUUCAAGAUGGAACAAAUGAACAUGUCGUAAAAAAAACUUUAUAA
This is a messenger RNA of Rotaria sp. Silwood2, 444 nucleotides long. NCBI's taxonomy places the organism in Eukaryota, Metazoa, Rotifera, Eurotatoria, Philodinida, Philodinidae. The record is from the annotation of a GenBank genome assembly.